CUGCGGAAACACUUUGGAAAACACAGGAAGCCCAAUAAACAAUAUGGCGAUGGAAGAGACGUGCACGUGUGACUGUCAGCUAUGAUCAUAAACCCGCAUUCACUGGCGAAUAGUCAUGUUUAUUAAUCAUUUGAAUUCUUAGCUUUCAAAGCGGUCAAGAUUGACCAAAAUGAACAUGGAGACAUUGUCAAUUUUGUCAUUGAACUAUGACUGUUUGCUGGAGAUUUUGUCUCGUCUAGAUGAUUUUACUUCAUUUUAUUUCUUUUCUGUCACUUGUAAGAGGUUCUAUCAAGUGAGCUUGGAGACUAAACACUGGCAUAUCAAUGUUCUAAAGAGAAAAAUUCGGUAUUAUGGCACCAGGUUUGUCAUCAACGAAUUCCCAAAAGACAGAAGAUUCACCAUAAACCUCCCUUUGAUUCAAGACCUCAUUUCCAUCGCUGAAGUCUACAAAAUAACCAAGCCAACUUUAGCAAAUGCGAUGAAUGUUUGGUGGGCAAGAGGGCCAGUAGCUGCUGAAGUGUUUCAAUGGAUUUUAGAUUUCAAACUUCGACAAGAGUUCAAAAUCAAUGGAGAAGUUCAACGUGUUGUCAAAAAACUAACAUUUCGUUUGCCAAUCCUUAACCAGGAGUUAAUCAUCGAUACGCAUUUAAGUGUAUGUUCUAAUAGAGUAACUUUCAAAUUAACUUUUGGUGACCUGUUUGUGCUGUACGAAAUUGUACAAAACAGCAAAACUCCAUGCAGCUAUGCAAACUUGAGUGAAGAACAUGUAAGGGGAUUUGCUGUGCGUGCCAAGCCAAUCAUUGAUAUUCUCCAAAAAGAACUUGGUGAAACUGUUCCUUCCAUUACAGGUCAUUUUCUUCUAUGGUUCUGCUUUUAUCCUGACUCUCGAAAAGAAAUCAUUUCUGAUUCAAUGGAACAGUUGCAAUUCAAAAGCAAUUACAACAAUAGGGAGCCAACCCAAGAGUCAGUACAAGCUGCCUUAGACUCAUUAAAUCAAAGUGAAAGUUUAAUGAGACAAAUCGGAGAAUCCACAAAUGUGGGCAUCCUAUGCAGAAUGGCUGAAUACCUUCAUGGAUCUUCCAAGCAUAAAGUACUUCAUAGCCUUAGCAAAGAAAUAUUUUUUGUAUUAGGUGAACCUCAGCAAUUGUCAAGAGCAUACAGACUUUCUGACCUCUUGCUUUGCGACCUAGUGCUUAGGGUUACUUUUUUGCCAAAUACUUUCUCUGAAAACCAUGAAUCUGACAUUACUAACUUCACCUUUAGGACAAAAGGAGGAGAAAUUUUGAAAGCUGAAAAGAUUGGCCUGCCCCGUGGAAAAUUUCGCUCAAUUUGGAAUUUCACUUUACCAAAUGGCCAAAAAAUUCAUUUUGAACUAGAAGAAUUUGCAAGAUGGAUGGAUCCAAGGGAAUAUGGGAAAGUGAAUGAUCCUUUUUUAAAGCUGCAACCAGUUACAGAGAUCCUUGAAGAAUGUGUCAACAGUGACACUGAUAAACAAGACAUAAAACUCACAAAUAUUUUUACAGAAAAACUAUUUUCUGCAUUAUUGUUUUAUAAGCAUUGUGACAAGCUAUAUGCGCGCUAUUAAGUUACUUAAUUCUAAAUAUUUGAAAUGAAUUUGUAUUUCUAAUAAAUUCAAAACAGCAA
Exaiptasia diaphana is the source of this 1644-nucleotide messenger RNA. RefSeq lists its product as uncharacterized. The transcript has a single exon. Gene Ontology annotation, molecular function: protein binding. The record is from RefSeq and is a predicted model, not a curated record. NCBI's taxonomy places the organism in Eukaryota, Metazoa, Cnidaria, Anthozoa, Actiniaria, Aiptasiidae. Bases 170 to 1585 code for a protein of 471 amino acids.